Molecule: messenger RNA, 1524 nt
Organism: Puntigrus tetrazona (Sumatra barb)
Lineage: Eukaryota; Metazoa; Chordata; Actinopteri; Cypriniformes; Cyprinidae
Gene: prg4a
Product: proteoglycan 4a
Exons: 13
Coding region: 31-1491 (486 amino acids)
Biological process (GO): immune response
Molecular function (GO): scavenger receptor activity; polysaccharide binding
Source: RefSeq, a predicted model, not a curated record
UCAACCCGGGCUGCUCUGUUGAGGGUUAUCAUGACUGGAUCUGCUCUGGUUUCGUUUCUCCUGGCGCUGGCCUGUGUCCUUCUGCCGCUUUGCGCUGCUCAAGGCAGCUGUUUGGGGAGAUGUGGCGAGCCGUUCACCCGGGGACAGGUCUGUAGCUGUGACUACAGUUGUUUCGUCCACGGCGAGUGCUGCAAGGAUUUUGACGGUGUCUGCACUGUCGGUGGCUCCUGCAGGGGUCGCUGUGGCGAGGCGUUCCGGCGCGGGAGGCAGUGCCAGUGUGACUCAGACUGCGCUCUGCACGGCUCCUGCUGCCCGGACUACAGCGCGCAGUGCGGUGAGACGCGGCGCGAUGUUUUCUCCCAACUGCAAGCUGCAAGAAGCUCAAAACCUAACACACCAACAGAUUAUACUGAGGAGUGUAUGGCGGCAUGUCUCGCAGCACAGCAAAACCCAGAUCUCAUGAGAGAUGGUAACAGAAUGAAUAACUUUAUGGCUCCCUCUGAUGCCACAUCACUUCCUGCUGGUGGCCCUCCGCCCCAGGACGUCUUUUCUCCUCUGACACCCUCUGAUAUAUCCGGCAUCGGAUUCAACCCGUCCGGGGGCCCUCUGCCAGGCUCCGGCCCUGCUCCUGCAGCGGGACCUUCCUCUGACGGUCCCCUGGCCAUCCCUGUGCAGGUGUCCCUCUCGGUCAGCGGACAAGGAGACAGACCCAGCUCUCUGGCAGACAUCGCUCAGGCCAUGGCAGCCAGCAGCCCUGCAGCACCAGAUGCCGACUCGAACCCUAAUCUGUGCAGUGGCCCUGCCAUCGAUGGAAUGGCAGUCCUCCCCAACAACUCCAUCAUGGUUUUCAGAGGUCACUUUUUUUGGGUGCUGAACCCCAAAACUAAAAGAGCUGGCCCUGCUCGUAGAAUCACCGAGGAGCUGGGCGUCCCGUCUCCCGUCGACACGGCCUUCACACGCUGCAACUGCCAGGGCAAGACCAUCAUCAUCAAGGGCAACAACUACUGGAGUUUGGAGAAUGGUGUUGUGGAAGCCGGGUAUCCCAGAUCUGUGUCCCAGGACUUCGGUGGGCUCACCGGUGAGAUCACCGCUGCUUUGCCAGUCCCAGCCACCAGAAAGAGACCCGAGUCUGUGUACUUCUUCAAGAAAGGAGGCACAGUUCAGAAAUUGACUUUUCCUGCCGGAAGUGCGCCAACUUGCAGCGGAAAGAGAUCCAAAAACCCAGACAAAGUUCCAAAAAAUGGCAAACAAGCAGCGAUCCAGUUGUCAGGGGAGAUCAACAUCAACCUCAAAAUGAAGGGCUUCCCGGCCCCUGUGACAUCAGCCUUGUCCAUGCCCAACCCCAGGAAGUCGGAGGGCUUCGAUUACUUUGUUCUCUCUUGGCCUAAAGUCCUAAACGUGAAGGUUAGCGGUGAUCUGCCCGCUUUGACGGCCCCUGCCAGCCACUCGUCCCAGCAGAACGACAUCGGCAAGUGGCUCAACUGUGCCUGAAAGAGCAGCGUGAAUCAAACGGCACCAGCAGCU